CCAAAGAAAGGGACGGGCUGGCGUGAUGACGCGGGGCUCUUCCUUAACUCCCGCUUUUUAUUAUCUCGCCGAUCUGUUUUUGACAAGGCUGAGGGGGGAAACCACAUGUGCAAAUUCAGUGACACUGCGAUCAGUGACAGUAUGGCGAAGCUGCUGAAACUUGCCAUGAGGAUCCUUCUGCUCUUUCUCAGCACACUUUUAAUGGGCGUGUCUCCCCUGACACACGAAGAGGUAUUCGUCAGGGCAGGCGAGAUGGCAUCGCUGGUCUGCAAGGGGCAUUAUGGCAACAAUACCAAUACCACACACUGGAAAAGUGACACCAACCAGGAGUUCAACAACAUGUCGGCGGCUGAGCAGAGGCAGAUGGGCGUGGUGGUUUAUGAGAACAACCUUGUGAUUCUCAAUGCGUCCGUAAACCAUCAAGGGAAUUACUCGUGUUCUCUAGACAGGAAUUUCAGGGGCCAGUUCACGCUGAGAGUUUACGCACCUCUGUCCGGAGAGUAUGAAGAGAAGCUUCAGUACCCUUCAAAAUGUAUUGCGCAAAAGUUCUGCACACUGAAUUGCCCAGAUGUCAAUACCCCUGCUGUAAUUUUUACCAGCAGUGGCAUCACAUGGCACAAGGUCAACGGUGAGUCUUUUCUAGAAGACGGCCACUUGUCAAAGGUAGAAAUGAAAGAUGGGGGUAUCUACACCUGCACCCGGUCCUACCUGUAUGGCGGACAAAUAUAUAACAUGACCUUUAUAGUGGCACUUGAUGUCCAGCAACAUGAGAACCCAGGGAAAGCCGCAGUAAUCACUUCACCACAGGAGGGUGAAGUGAUUCAAGUAGAGCUAGGCUCCCGAAAGGAGAUUGAUUGUGAAGCUGUGACAUACUCAUGCCAUGAAUCCCUAUUCUGGCUGGAUGGAAAGGGCUUUCCGUACACAGAGGAAAAACCAUGCAAAAACGAAAGCGAAAGCCACUUCAAAAUGAAAGUCACUCUAGUCAUCAAAGAGGUUACAGAAAGUGACCUAUUAAAAAACUAUACCUGUAAACUGGAGGCUGAGAAUCAGGUCUCAACAUUUGUCAAGAUCAACCUGAUCCAAAAAGCCCGCCCCUCAUAUACGUCCCUAGUCGUUUGCAUCAUCUGCCUUGCAGCUGUAACGGUUGUGGUCGUAGUUGUCUAUGUGAAGUUUAAGGUUGACAUCGCUCUCUUCCUAAGAGGCACUCUUUCCUGGUGUGGCAGCGCAUCAGAUGGAAAAAGCUACGACGCCUUUUUGAUGUGUUACGAGAGCAACAUCGAGGACGGAUUAAACUCUCAGGACAGAAAAUGGCUGGAGAGCAUGUUGGAAGACAGAUUCGGUUACACUCUCUGUCUUCAUGAUCGUGACGUCUUGCCGGGGAAUCCUGUGGCAGAGGCAGUGUUGGACUGCGUAGAACGGAGCCGGACGGUGGUUUUGGUUCCCUCCUCUCCAGGUCCCGACCCAGGAUCUGGCCUGCUGAGUGCCAUCCACGCAGCCCUCGUGGAGCGUCAGACUCACUUGGUUUUCAUCAACACCGAGUCCACAGACGCAUCGAGAUCAGGUUCAUUACCAGAGGCCUUACAGCUUCUUAGCGAGGCUGGGGACCACGUCACCUGGAAGGGCAUGAAGUCGAUGCAUCCCUCCUCCUCCUUCUGCAAGCGGCUACGCUAUUACCUCCCUGCCCCACAGUGUCCACCAAAAAUAAACCUUUUACCGCAGACCGACCAAGGUGUUACAACACAAUACAAUGUGUAGCCAUGUUAGAAUUCAUAUAUCAUACCUGUUUUCAGCUCAAUAAAUGCCCCUCUUGUUUUGUUCCCUGUGUCACUAGGCUCAGGUUCUCUCUCACUUUAUUUUUUUAUUUUUUUUUAUUAACUGUUUUGUUUCAAAAAUCUAUUCACCUUUUAUUCUGAUAACACAAUAAAGCCCUAAAAAAACA
Messenger RNA from Mugil cephalus (flathead mullet), 1939 nucleotides. Its product is annotated as interleukin-18 receptor 1-like. NCBI's taxonomy places the organism in Eukaryota, Metazoa, Chordata, Actinopteri, Mugiliformes, Mugilidae. The record is from RefSeq and is a predicted model, not a curated record. Bases 106 to 1755 code for a protein of 549 amino acids. Gene Ontology annotation, biological process: signal transduction. The transcript has 10 exons.